AUGACAUCGCCUUCCUUGCGGCUACCGGGGUGUGCGCUGCGGUCGUUUGCGAAGUCAUGCCGAACGAUGUUUCAUGAGCUGCGUGUUCCUCCGCCCGUGGCCCUGACCAUCAACCAACGCAAGGAUUGGCCAUUGACGGACUUGGAGCGGAGCCCCUUUGUGCAAAGCGGAAGUGUCAGUGGCUUGAACAGCUUGGAGCUGGCUAGGCAUGCCGAGCGACUGCUUCAGCGCAGAGCCAGAGCUCACGCGGAGGGUCGCAGGCCCGACCGUCGCGGAGAAGGCGAGUGGGCUGGGAUUGUUUCGCGCUUUGCGGAGCUUUGUUCCCAGAUGGAUGUUGACCUCUGCAUCCGGCUUCUGCGGUGCUUAGCUCGGGCCAAAUACAAAGACGGCGACACCUUACAAUCGCUGGUUCACAACUUGUCGACUGUGGGAAAGACGCCUUCCAAUCUGACGUGCUUGUCAUCGGCUCUACUUGCACUGCGUGAGGCUUUGGGCAAGGAGGAGGUGCAGGCGGUGUUUCGAAGGUUCGAAGACCGAGCCCUCGAGCACAGCAAGGAGGCCUGGGGGCUCAGUUCGCCUUUGAUGCUCGCCAAUCUGGUCGGUGCAACGUCCUUUGCGGAAGGAGAACCUGCCUGGAGCUCUGCAAGCAGUUUGCUUGUCGCAGCAGUGGCUCAGCACGCUGGCAGGAUGGGGCCCAUGCAUUUGGAAAUCUCGGCAUACUCUUGCGCUCGUCUCCGCAGGAGCUGCAAAGAUCCUGCCGGUCUCCAGCAAAUCUUGGAGGCCGCCACGGUCCUUCUAGAUCGUGGAACGAGCCGCGCCACGCGAUUCUUGCCCCGAGGCCUGCUCAACUUUUUCGUUGCCCUGGAGCGCCUGCUGGGACCGUCGAAGGUCUCUGACUUGGCACUGUCCGUUGCAAGGCGCCUGCAGCGGUGUGUGCCGGAAGACUUGGAAGGCUGCAGUGGUGGUGACAGGUACCGAUCAGCCCUCUGCUUGCUUCGAGCCUGCCGGGCAGAGUGCAGCCCUGCCCUCGUAGCAGCCGGUGCGGAGGCUCUGGCCAUCCUUUUGGCUGAGAAUCUUUCAGCUCUGCCGCCGCAUGCGAAGCGAGCUUUGGCGGCGAGGAUACACGACCUGUCUACUUGUGGUGACACGGCAGACUGGUCCAAGGCGUUAGAGGGGGGCCAGGGCCAGGGCACGCUGGCCAACUCGCUCGGCGGGCUGCUCACCUCGGCAUCCCUCGCUGCAGGUUCGGUGGCCUCCAGCUCGACAAGCGUAGCGAAGGCGCAGUUUGGUGCCAUCACAUCCUUGCUCGGCGAGGAUGAGGACGAGCCCGAGGAGCAGGUGCCCGACAAGGCCCAGGCGCAAAGCAGCCGAGCGACGGAGCCACCUGUUCCUGAUGCCGACGGACACCGAACGGACCAGGACGUCGCAGCUUCGGCAGCGACGGUGCCAGCACUAGCACAACUGCCGGACGAAGUACCCAAGGCUUCCCCGGCGCCCUCGGCCACCAGCGAGCUCGUGGCAGGCUGGAGCUUCGAGGAGGUGGCGGACGUUCCAAGGCAUGCAGUUGCCGUCACUGCAGUGGAGCCCGAGGUUGUCGAUGAGGUGCACUUUGACCAUCCAUCGACGCUGAGGUCUCCGACCGAAAGCGGCGCGACCUUGACAACGCAAGGGUCGUUGGCCACUUCCGAGGAGUAUCAUCGUGUCGAGGAAGCGGUUGAAGAGGUGGUACCGGCCCCCGAGAUCCAGCAAGCUCGGCAGACGGAGCCAGCGCUCCACACCGCGCACAUCGAGGUGCUUCCAGAUGAUCUCCUUGGGACUUCAGAGCCGCGGGAGAGCCUGGAGAACCCGGAGGCCAAUCCGCAGCUGGCGCAGAAGUGGCUCACGCCAGCUGAGCAUCAGCUGGCACCUGUCGAGUCUGUCGAGGACCUGAUCCCAGUGGAGUCGACCCGGCAGCCUACAGAUGCACAGGUCGCCCCAGCCUGGCCCGAGGAGCCCCGGCUGGAAACACCGGCGGAGCAAUCCAACGGCCACGGUAGCGAGGCCGUGGAGGUCUUCGAGGGAGCCAUGCCAGAGCCAGCGGUGCACGCGAACGGCGGACCUGACCAUGGCGGGCAGCCGGACGAACAACUUGAGGAGGCUGAGACUUUACCGGACCUCGCGGCCAACGGACGCGAGCCCCACGAAGUCCCUCAGGAAGCGCCGCCGCUAAGAGUGGAGCAGCACGGCGAGCCGAGCGAGGUGGUGCAACUGCGUGCAGACUACGAGGCGCGCUUGAUGGGUGCCGUGCAGCAAAUUGCGCACCUACAGGCCCGCAUCGAGGAACUUGAGUCCGAGUCUGCGGCAGCCAAGGACGUCGAGCUGCAGCUCUCCGAGAAGAUGGGCUGCAUGACGAUGCAGCUGACGGAGGCGCAGGCGGCACGGCAGCAGGCAGAGGCCGCCUCAGCGCAGCUGCAGCGCGAGGCCGAGCAGCUGCGGCAGGAGGCGUCCGCUGCAUCUGAGCGGGCGCGGGCGCAGGCCACUGAGGCGUCUGAUGCAGCUCUUGGGCAGGUGAGGGAAGAGAUGGAGCGCGAGCUGGAGCAUCUCCUGAAACAGAAGGAUGAGCAGCUGCGUGCCAUCGAGAGCAAGCUCGCCGCCAGCGAGCGCAGCCGGCAGAAUGCCACGAGCGGCAAAGGCCUCGGCCAAUUGCCAGAUGAGGAUACGCGAGUCAAGGAUGCAUGGAACUUUUAUCGUGAGACGCUGGGUUCGCCGCGGUUCGUGUGUGCACCUAUGGUCGGGCAGUCUGAGCUGGCUUACCGCCUCCUCUUGCGCAAAUCCGGGUGCGAUCUCUGCUACACGCCCAUGCUGCAUGCCGAAGAGUUCGCAGGCAGCUCCGAGGAGGAGAUGGUGCGGCAAGGCUUCACCACCUGCCCGGAAGACAGGCCGCUGGUGGUGCAAUUCUGCGCCAAGUCGCCAGAGGCCUUCCUGGAGGCCGCCUUGCAGGUGCAGGACAGGUGCGAUGCCGUCGAUCUGAACCUCGGCUGCCCCCAGUCGAAAGCCAUGCGAGGUGGAUGGGGCGGCGCGCUGAUGGACGAAGAAAACUGGCAUAUCGUCUACGCGAUUGUAAGACAUGCUGCCUCUUCGCCUUCGCUUCGGGUGCCCGUCACCUGCAAGAUCCGGGUGUUUGCGGAUGACCGCAAGACCGUGCGCUUUGCCAAGAUGCUGCAGGAGGCUGGUUGCUCCCUCGUCACCGUCCACGGCCGACAGCGGGACCGGGCACUGCACCACGCUCCCGCGAACUGGCAGGCUAUCCGUGCCGUGCGUGAGGCGCUGCGGCUCCCCACGGUGGCGAACGGCGGUGUCGAUGCACCUGGAGAUGCCGAGCGGUGCUUCCAGGAAACGGGCUGUGUUGCUGUAAUGGUGGCCACAGCGCUGCUACAGAACCCCGAGCUUUUCUUAGCCUCUAGUGCUCUACAAGAGCACGAUGCAGGCGACCAGUGCAAAGAAGAGCAGCCGGCUCUGCGACGGGGCGUCAGGUAUUGCCUGCACUAUUUGCGCAUCUGCGAGGAGCACCCGAGCUGGUCCCUGCGCGGGGCGCGGGACCACCUGCGAGCCCUGCUGGCGCCCGGCUGCACGCAACAAGGCAAGCUGUGCAAUGCAGACUUGCUGGAGGCCCUGGAUUCAGCGGGCACUUCACCCCGGCCGGCAUCGGCACUCGCAGUGGAACAGAAGGACUACUGGCAAGGCGUUUGCCAGGAGUUCCGAGACAUGCUAAAGUUGCUAUGUGUGCGAGAAGGCCUUUGUGCCACGGACGACCCCAACUUCGACGAGUUCUGCUGGGGCAAGACCAAGAUGGCGAACCCGAAGGCGUUGCCGGAACCAUGCCGGUCCCAGCUCGUGGUCGAAGGUGCUUCGAAGGCACAGCAGGCACUGCUGCGCCGUGCGCCGGUGAACCGGCGCUUCGCGGAAAGGCGGAGGCAGCAGGCGGCUGCACUGCAGAGCUGUCUGCAGUCGGCCUCGAAGUGGUCGAGGCCAGAGAGCGUCUAA
Molecule: messenger RNA, 4023 nt
Organism: Symbiodinium sp. CCMP2592
Lineage: Eukaryota; Dinophyceae; Suessiales; Symbiodiniaceae
Source: the annotation of a GenBank genome assembly